CUAGGCAGAGUGACGUGACCAAGCCCGCUGACAGCCGUCCGGGUCAGAGUUUGGGGGUUGGUUGUGAUCCGCUGGAAUCCUCGGUAUAGAAGCAACCCUUGGUUGUGAGAGCAGCGGGAGCACAGUGUGCACCCAACGCACCAUCCUCCCAACCCAUUCUGGAGAGACCCAAAGGCUGACGGAUUCUGCAAACCGAUGGUGAAAGGGCGGACAGGGGCGGAGGCUGAGCGCGGGCAGGAGGGGUGACCCCCGGAAUGGAGCUGAGAGUCGGUAACCGAUACAGGCUGGGACGCAAGAUUGGCAGCGGUUCUUUUGGGGACAUUUACUUAGGGACGGAUAUUGCUGCAGCUGAAGAAGUUGCUAUAAAACUAGAAUGUGUGAAAACGAAACACCCGCAGCUCCAUAUCGAGAGCAAGAUCUACAAAAUGAUGCAGGGAGGAGUGGGAAUUCCAACCAUAAAGUGGUGCGGUGCGGAAGGUGAUUAUAAUGUCAUGGUGAUGGAGUUGCUGGGACCAAGUCUAGAGGAUCUCUUCAAUUUUUGCUCCAGAAAAUUUAGUUUGAAGACGGUGCUGCUACUUGCUGACCAGAUGAUUAGUCGCAUUGAAUAUAUUCACUCCAAAAACUUUAUUCAUCGAGAUGUAAAACCUGACAAUUUUCUAAUGGGACUUGGUAAAAAAGGAAAUCUUGUCUACAUCAUUGACUUUGGCCUUGCAAAGAAAUAUCGUGAUGCUCGCACACACCAGCAUAUUCCCUACCGUGAAAACAAGAACUUGACCGGAACAGCCCGUUAUGCAUCAAUCAACACCCACCUUGGGAUAGAACAAUCUCGUCGAGAUGACUUGGAAUCUCUGGGUUAUGUCCUGAUGUAUUUCAACCUUGGGUCUCUCCCUUGGCAAGGGCUAAAAGCUGCCACCAAAAGGCAGAAAUAUGAACGUAUCAGUGAGAAGAAGAUGUCAACGCCAAUAGAGGUUCUGUGCAAAGGUUACCCAUCCGAGUUUGCUACUUAUCUUAAUUUCUGCCGUUCAUUGCGGUUUGAUGAUAAGCCAGACUAUUCCUACUUGAGGCAGCUAUUCAGAAAUUUAUUCCACCGGCAGGGCUUCUCCUAUGACUACGUGUUUGACUGGAACAUGCUAAAGUUUGUGAGUACAUUUAUAGGAAUAUUUGUAUUAAAUAUUAUGGAGAUGGAUCAAGACUCCCUUGUGACAAAUGUUUAUUAUGCUUAG
Messenger RNA from Bombina bombina (fire-bellied toad), 1223 nucleotides. Its product is annotated as casein kinase I. Gene Ontology annotation, cellular component: cytoplasm; nucleus; spindle microtubule. Gene Ontology annotation, molecular function: protein serine/threonine kinase activity; ATP binding. Bases 255 to 1223 code for a protein of 322 amino acids. NCBI's taxonomy places the organism in Eukaryota, Metazoa, Chordata, Amphibia, Anura, Bombinatoridae. The record is from RefSeq and is a predicted model, not a curated record. Gene Ontology annotation, biological process: endocytosis; positive regulation of canonical Wnt signaling pathway; non-motile cilium assembly. The transcript has 7 exons.